Pyricularia grisea is the source of this 369-nucleotide messenger RNA. RefSeq lists its product as uncharacterized. The record is from RefSeq and is a predicted model, not a curated record. Lineage: Eukaryota; Fungi; Ascomycota; Sordariomycetes; Magnaporthales; Pyriculariaceae. The transcript is spliced from 3 exons. Bases 1 to 369 code for a protein of 122 amino acids.
AUGCAGUUCAGCAGUGUCUUCCUUAUUGCCUUUGCCGCCGUAGCAGUUUCAGCCGGUGAGCUCCGAAUGGUCCGCCGUGCGGCGGCCGAAAAGCCCGCCAAGGUCUUGGCGGGCAACCCCACUAUUUCGAUUACCGGCACUGGUGCUGACGACGUUGCGGCCAAGCCUGAUGCUUGCGGAACUGUUACCCCCACUGGUCAGAACCCCCAGACGGUCUGUAUCAAGAAGGUCACCGCCACGGGAUUUGAUGCCACCGUCAAGGACACGGUGACCAAGACGGUUGAGAAGUGCUCGGUGGAGGGCAAGGAGGGCGCCUGCGGUACUGCUGGUGCCGGUGCCAAGCUGAGCAACCUGGCCGACGGGAAUUAA